Molecule: messenger RNA, 3237 nt
Organism: Panicum hallii
Lineage: Eukaryota; Viridiplantae; Streptophyta; Magnoliopsida; Poales; Poaceae
Product: nascent polypeptide-associated complex subunit alpha, muscle-specific form-like
Exons: 3
Coding region: 68-2917 (949 amino acids)
Source: RefSeq, a predicted model, not a curated record
ACCCAAACCCAAGCCCAGACCUAUCGACCCCGCAUCCAAUUCUAGGUUUUCGAUUCCCCUCCACAGGAUGUCCGACUCCGCCGCCGCCUCCGGCGGCAGCGCGUGGGCGAACGGCGGCCCCUGCUUCGGCGACAUGGUCUGGGGCAAGGUGAAGUCCCACCCGUGGUGGCCGGGCCACAUCUACAGCGUCGACCUCACCGACGACGAGGAGGUACACAGCGGCCGCCGCGACGGGCUCGUCCUUGUCGCCUUCUUCGGCGACUCCAGCUACGGCUGGUUCGAUCCGCAGGAGCUGGUCCCCUUCGAGGACCACUUCGCCGAGAAGGCGGCUCAGGGCGGCAGCUCCCGCAGCAGCUUCGCCGCUGCCGUCGCGGAAGCCGUCGACGAGGUCGCCCGCCGCAGCGCGCUCGCGCUGCUCUGCCCGUGCCGGGAACCCGAGGCGUUCCGCCCCCACCCCAGCGACGGCAGAUUCUUCCUGGUCGACGUCCCGGGAUUCGACACAGACGCAGACUACCACCCCGACCAGAUCCAGGCGGCACGGGAUCGAUUCGUGCCUUGGGGGGCGCUGGACUACCUGCUGGACGCCGCCGUGACGCAGCGCAACGCGGCGGAAGUCGCCGCGCGUACCGUGCCAGGUAUGGAGAUGGCCGGGCUGUUCAUGGCGUACCGCCGCACAGUGUUUGCGCCGCGCGACGACACCUACGCCGAGGCGUUCGGGGUGGAUCCGGAGAAGGUGCUUGAAGCCGAGAAGCAAGCGGCAGCUGACAAAGCUCAACGAGCUCGGCCGCUCAAGGGUGGGCUCAGGAAGACGCCGGAGCAGGCCGCGCCGACGCCCGGCCGCCGGCGGGGCUGCGCCGGCGGGGCCGCCGCCAGGCUCAUGGAGAAGAUCGUGCCGGGGGCCUCCGCCAUGAAGGCCAAGUCCAGCAAGAAGGACCAGUACCUGCUCAAGCGCCGGGACGCGCCGGAGCCCGCGCACCGCCCGCCGCCGCCGCAGCUCCCGGACGCGCCGCCCCCGGCCCCAGCCCCGCCCGCGCUCGAGGACGGCCCGCCGGGGUUCCGCGCCGGGGACCCGCCCACGCCGCCGCUGCCCGGGAGCUCCCUCACCGACGAGGAGGAGUUCAUGCUGCAGCGCCGAGCGCCGCUCGUCGAGGUCCCGGUCGCCGCACAGGCGGCCGAGGGGGGCGCUGCCGCUGCAGCCGCGGCCGGCGACGCCGCUCCAAAGAAGGCCACAAAGGCCAAGAAGCCCCGCAAGCGCGAGCGGGAGGACGCUACUGACGCGGGUGCCGCCACCGGCGGCGCGGCUGGCGAGCCCAAGAAGAAGAAGAAAAAGAAGAAGCUUACCGACCUGGACGGCGCGGCCGCCGGCAGCGGUAAAGCCGCCGCUUUUCCGGCCCCCAACGUGACCGACCCGAACGGGCUUGACCUGACGCAGAGCUACGAGAACGACCCACCCGAGGAGUCCAAGAAGAGCCUGGACAAGCCCGGCGCCGCUGCCGAUGGCCAGCCGGUGAAGAAGAAGAAGCCGGUCGUGAUACCCGGCGCCGGCAAUGACCCCACCAAAGCCGGCGUAAAGCGCGGGCCGUCGGACCGCCAGGAGGAGCGGGCCGUGAAGAAGAAAGCCAAGCUCGACAAGAUUAGGACACUGUCCAGCGAGAAGAAGGCCGGCGGCCUGGAGCAGAGAGACAGCUCUGCCGCCUCGCCUGCUGCGCAGCCGCAGGCACGCCCUGGCGCGAAGGAGAAGCCCGAGAUGGCCGCCGCCAAGAAAAAGGAGCCGGCGCCGGCGCCGAGGAUCAGGACCCCGUCGCCGACGGCGCUGAUGAUGAAGUUCCCGAUCAAGAGCACGCUGCCGUCGGUGGCCUCGCUCAAGGCGCGGUUCGCGCGGUUCGGGCCGCUGGACGUGGACGGCAUCCGCGUGUACUGGAAGUCCCACAUGUGCCGUGUCAUCUACAGGUUCCGGUCCGACGCCGAGGCCGCGCUCAGGUACGCCAAGGCCAACGCCAUGUUCGGGCAGGUGGACACCCAGUACCACCUCCGCGAGGUCGAGGCGGCGGGCCGCGAGCCGCCGGCGCCGGAGGCGCCCCCGCAGCGCUCGGACCUGCGGCUCAUGGAGACCGCCCCGUUCAGGCCCGGCAGCUCCGGCAACGGCGCCCCGUUGCCCAUGUCCAGGGCCAUGCCGGCGCGCCCGGCCGGGGGACAGCAGCCCAAGUCCAUCCUGAAGAAGAGCACCGAUGACGGCGCGACUGCCGCCGCCAGGGACGCACCGCGGGUCAAGUUCAUGCUGGACGGUGGGGACGGCAAGCUCGAUUCGCCUGCCCCGCCGGCAACCGGCGCCGCCGGAGGCAACGGCGCGGACAGCGGCUCGCCGGGCGGCAAGGUCCCCAAGUCGGUCGGUUUCGCCGCGCAGCCACCCGCGCGCACCCUGCAGCCGCCCAUGCGCCCCGCGCAGCCGCCCCUGCAGCAGACUCCCCGCACCGCGGCUGCCGCCGUCACCCAUCAGCUCCCGCCGCCGCCGCUGCAGCCGCAGCAGCACCUGCCAUACCAGCCUCGUUCCAGCGACGCAGGCCAGCAGCUGGCGUACCCGCCCCGCCACACCGAGGCGCCGCUAGCCUUCUCCAACAGCCAGCAGCCGCUGCCGCCGUACCCGCCCCGCCACGGCGAGGGCCCGUCCGCGCUCCCCGGGCCGCCGCCGCUGCCGUACCCGCCACGCUCCGCCGGCUUCACCGGCCAGCAGCUGCAGCAUCAGCAGCCGCCCCGCUCCAGCAGCAACGCCGCCGACGAGGCUGCGCUCGCGUGGAAGAGGAGCAAGGAGGAGUUCAAAGACGAGGUGUGGAGGCUCAUGACGGGGAUCGCCAGGAUGGUGGAGCCGCUCACCGACAAGAACGGUUUCUUCCCCUACCACCUCUUCCGAGCGCAGUGAGCGUGCGCGGUGGCGUCUUCCUCCUCGUCGACCCCACCAACCGAGCUCGCAGAAAAAGAGAUGUCGAUCGCGGCGGCAUCAUGGUCGUGGUGGAGCUAGCUGCCGCCGCGGUGUAUCCGUUGGGCCCCAGUGCCAGUAGUGGUAGCAGUAGUAGCGGUAAUGCUAGUAGCAACUGUGACUUCGCCGGAGAGAUACUAGUAGUGAAGAAGAACGGCAGGUACCUGUUGUGUGACUGUAUGAGAUGACUGGUUUUGUACUCUGGUUUGUUUGUGCGAGAGCGUGUAUGCACUCCGCCGUCAAGAAUCUGGGUGUUUGUUAUA